AUGCCUACCGAAGCUGGUCAUAGACGUGAGUCUGCCCGAGUAUCCGCAGCAACAACAGCAGCGACAUCGUCAACGCGAAAUCUGGGCACCUUCAUGGCCGCCGUCACGACAAAGUUGGCGAUGGUCGCUGCUGGAUUGCCAAUCGAGGGUCGCCACCUGAGCUACCAACGCUCCAGGCACGCCGUCCACUCCAAGACCUCUCUCAUCAAGAUUGAGGGCGUUGACGACACAAACGCUGCCAAGUUGCGAAUCGACUAUGGGGACUACAGAAGGACAGGAGUUAACAAUGGGCACAGCUUCUACCUUGGCAAGAAGGUUGCGUACGUCUACCGUGGUCAGAAGGAGGUUCGCGGCACCAAGAUCCGCGUUAUCUGGGGCAAGGUCACCAGACCACAUGGCAACUCCGGCGUCGUCCGCGCCAAGUUCCAGACCCCUCUCCCCGCUAAGUCUUUCGGCGCCUCGGUUCGCAUCAUGCUCUACCCCUCCACCAUCUAAAUAGAGAUGGGGGAGAAUGGGCUGGGCAGGAGUUGGUCGGUAACGGGUGGUUCAUGAUUUCGGUGCAUAUGGAAUUAGACAGGGACUUGACGAAAUCAACAACGGACGGCCUUGCUUUCUAGCAUUAAAAAUCAGGGCAAUCGCAAAAAAUGACAAAAUGCCAUUUGAGGAUCCGCAACAUCUGGGGUGCAAAGGGAUUUCAGUGCUUUGGGUGCGUUGCGGGAUGGGACACAAAAUCGGCAGUUCAGGGGCGGCACUUGACAAGAGUCUUGCCAUGUCAAAAAUACAACAUUAAUGGCCAGCCUGGGGCUGAGAAGAAUCAACAGGUCUUUCCAGACGACGACAAUUGUGGCUUGGAUGCUCGGUUGGUUGUGAGCUGGGAAUGGGGGGGGCUAUUCUUGCCUGGGAGCUGGCCACGAGGUUGUGUUUUUAUUUUUUUGAGAAGGGCCUUGGGUCAGACAGCACUUAUCAGAACCACUCAGUCUUCCAUUUUCUCAAUUCGUUCUCAAUAUGGAUUCUUGAUUCUUGUGUGUUGUGGCGUGUUGCUAACCAGUGUUGGACAGAGCUUAUCCAAGGGACAGAGCUUAUCCAAGGGGCAGAACCCAUCCAGG
Podospora pseudopauciseta is the source of this 1106-nucleotide messenger RNA. RefSeq names its product 60S ribosomal protein L33B (gene RPL33B). Gene Ontology annotation, cellular component: ribosome; cytosolic large ribosomal subunit. Gene Ontology annotation, biological process: ribosomal large subunit biogenesis; cytoplasmic translation. Lineage: Eukaryota; Fungi; Ascomycota; Sordariomycetes; Sordariales; Podosporaceae. Gene Ontology annotation, molecular function: structural constituent of ribosome. The record is from RefSeq and is a predicted model, not a curated record.